AUGACGACAGCCAGCGUGUUGCUCACUGUUGGCACCACUUGGAGCGCUGCCAGUGACAAAUGCGACAAGGAGGAGCGAGUGGGUCGGAUUCCUUGGAACUACACCGCUGUCGCAGCUCGGGAGCUUCGCGAGACCCCGGCCAUAAGAGAACAGGCGCUACAAAUCAUGAGGGAGUGGAUACAACAGAACAAAGACAUUAGGAACGUAAGACAAGACGACAAUUUCUUACUGAGGUUUCUACGUCAGAAAAAGUACAGCAUACCCAUGGCCCAGCAGACUUUGCUGAAGUAUCUUAGUUUGAGAAAAUAUUAUCCGGAAAGUUUCACAAACCUCAACUACGAGUAUGCUAGCAUAUCGGAGAUACUGAACAACGGGUACAUAGUGGUUUCACCGGUCCGGGACAGCAAGGGGCGUCGCGUCAUCGUUUAUAACAUGAGCAAGUUCAAUGCCAACAAGUUCACAUGUUGGGACAUGUGUCGUGCGCAUUUUGUGGUUUACGAGAGCCUAUUGGACGACCCAGCCGACCAGAUAUUGGGGUUCACUCACGUUGGUGAUGGAACUGGUGUGUCCGCUGCUCACAUCACGGCAUGGAACCCCACCGACUUCGGGAGGAUCAUGAAGUGGGGAGAGCAAUCACUCCCGAUGCGUCACAAGGAGUUCCACCUCUUCAACAUCCCGUCAGCCAUUAAAUACAUCAUAGAUUUUGCUGUCAGCAAAGUAACACCCAAGAUGGCGGAAAGACUGAAAAUUCACACAAACUUGAAACAACUACACGAACAUGUUGACGCGUCCUGUCUGCCAACGUCAUAUGGCGGCCCUCUGCAACUACAAGACAUGGUGUCCUUCACAAGGCAACUACUCUCAGAGCAAAAGAAGAAACUGCUCGCGCUCGACGAUAUGGAGAUCCUCAGCACCAAAGGAAUCAUCUCGUCUAGGAACAAAAGUACCGCCAUUACAGGCGAUUCAGUCUCAAUAGAAGGGAGCUUCAGAAAACUAGAAAUAGAUUAG
Parnassius mnemosyne (clouded apollo) is the source of this 1008-nucleotide messenger RNA. The record is from the annotation of a GenBank genome assembly. Lineage: Eukaryota; Metazoa; Arthropoda; Insecta; Lepidoptera; Papilionidae.